Messenger RNA from Cladophialophora psammophila CBS 110553, 1203 nucleotides. RefSeq lists its product as uncharacterized. Gene Ontology annotation, biological process: epoxide metabolic process. Bases 1 to 1203 code for a protein of 400 amino acids. Gene Ontology annotation, molecular function: epoxide hydrolase activity. The transcript is spliced from 3 exons. NCBI's taxonomy places the organism in Eukaryota, Fungi, Ascomycota, Eurotiomycetes, Chaetothyriales, Herpotrichiellaceae. The record is from RefSeq and is a predicted model, not a curated record.
AUGGCGCAGAUUCGAGACUACGAGAUAAACGUACCACAAGAGAAGUUGGACCGCCUCAAUCGCCAAAUCGAUGAGUAUCAGUGGCCGACGGAGCUCGAAGGUGCAGGAUGGGACUAUGGCUCCCCACUGGCCGAUAUCCAGCGUUUCGUGAAGCACUGGAGAACAGGUUUCGACUGGCGGGCCCAGGAACGUCGAAUGAACGAGUUCCCAAACUUUGAAACUACCGUCCAUGUUGAUGGCUUUGGGGACAUUGACAUGCACUUUCUGCACCAGAAGAGUGUUGUGAAGGGUGCCAUUCCCCUCUUGUUUGUCCAUGGGUGGCCUGGGAGCUUUCUAGAGGUUACCAAGAUGCUUCCGAUGCUUGAAGGCGGUGAUGGCAAACCGGCAUUCCAUGUUGUUGCUCCCUCGCUCCCAAACUAUGUUUUCUCCGGUCCGAUGUUGAAGAGGGGCUUCUCCAUAGGGAGAUACGCCGAUGCCUGUCACCAUGUCAUGUUGAAGCUUGGCUAUGACCAGUAUGUGACUCAAGGAGGGGACUGGGGGUAUUUAAUCACCCGAGCCCUUGCGUACUUGUACCCAAAACAUGUCAGGGGUACUCACGUCAACUGGGCGUGGGCCGCAAAGCCUGAAUUCACGUUGGAAAACCCAGAGCCAGAGUAUUCCGAGCGGGAGAAACGACAGAUCAAGCAAGGUGAAAGAUGGUAUCCGUUUGGGACAGGAGAAGGGCGUGGUUAUAUUGCCAUUCAGUCAACUCGGCCCGCGACUAUCAACUUUCUCAUUUCUUCCAAUCCGAUUGGCUUGAUGGCAUGGAUAUGGGAUAAACUCAAUGACUGGUCCGACAGCUAUCCCUGGACAGAGGAGGAAGUGUGCUUAUGGACAUCAAUGUAUGUAUUUUCGCGUGCCGGGGCUGAUGCAGCUUCAUACAUCUAUUACGAGGCUUUGCAUGACACCACCGAGAUCACGAUUCCUGCUGUGCAAGGAUACAUCGACGUGCCGCUAGGUAUCGCAGAUUUCCCCGUGGAGAUAUGCAACAAUCCGAAAGCAUGGCGACAUACAAUGGGACCGAUAGUGUAUCAGAAGGUCUUCGACAAAGGAGGUCAUUUCGCAGGAUGGGAGAGGCCGCAGGACGUGGCAGAGGGGUUGUGUGAGAUGUUCGGAAAAGGAGGAGGAGCGUACGGUGUCGUUGAGGGAAGGGAUGGAUAUUAA